Letharia lupina is the source of this 1191-nucleotide messenger RNA. RefSeq lists its product as uncharacterized. Gene Ontology annotation, biological process: heme A biosynthetic process. Gene Ontology annotation, molecular function: oxidoreductase activity, acting on NAD(P)H, heme protein as acceptor. The record is from RefSeq and is a predicted model, not a curated record. NCBI's taxonomy places the organism in Eukaryota, Fungi, Ascomycota, Lecanoromycetes, Lecanorales, Parmeliaceae. Gene Ontology annotation, cellular component: mitochondrial inner membrane. The transcript has a single exon. The coding region runs from base 1 to 1191 and encodes 396 amino acids.
AUGGCUGGCAAGGUGUUAAUUGUUCAAAGCCUAAGUAUUACAGAAUGGAAGCCAGUAACGGGCAGCUUGCCCCCAGCAACCGAAGAGGAUUGGGAGUCUGAAUUUAACAAGUACCGGUCAUCUCCGGAGUUCAAGAUGCUCAACCCGAACAUGACUUUAUCGGAAUUCAAGUCGAUUUACUAUAUGGAAUGGACACACAGACUCUGGGGCCGCUUUGUUGGAUUGUCAUUCGCCAUCCCAGCGCUAUACUUCAUUGCACGGAGGAAAGUCUCGGGGCCCAUGGCGUUGAGGAUCACAGGUAUUGCAGGCCUCAUAGGCUUUCAGGGGGUGCUCGGCUGGUGGAUGGUAAAGUCUGGGCUCAAGGAUGAUUUAUUUGCCACGGGAAGUCACCCUCGUGUCAGCCAGUAUCGACUUGUUGCGCACCUGGGCACCGCAUUCCUUUGCUACUGUGCUAUGUUUUGGAACGGCUUGUCUAUCCUUCGCACGCAUAAGCUGUUGGGCAAUCUUCAAGUGGCAGAGGCCAGUCUCCGAAGGCUGAGAAACCCAAGACUUCGCAUCUUCAGAUUGUCCGUAGGGGCGCUUGCUGUGCUGGUCUUCAUUACUGCCAUGUCCGGAGGGCUUGUUGCUGGUCUUGAUGCGGGCCUGAUAUACAAUGAAUUUCCCUACAUGGGACUUGGGUUGACGCCUCCAAAGUCUGAGCUCUUCUCAGACUUCUACUCGCACACACCCGACAACAGUGAUAUCUGGUGGCGUAACCCACUCGAGAAUCCAUCUCUGGUGCAACUAGACCAUCGGAUACUGGCAACUACGACUUUUACAUCGGUGAUGGCACUAUGGGCCUACUCUAGAUUUUCUAGCAAUGUCCGGACCAUUCUACCUGGCCCCGCCAGGAAAGGAGUUUACGGGGUCGUGGGAUUCGUAUUCCUACAAGUAGUCCUAGGCAUCAGCACUCUGAUCUAUCUGGUUCCGCUGCCGUUAGCAUCAGCACACCAAGCGGGAAGCCUAGCGCUACUGUCUUACGUCCUCAUACUGGGAAGUAGGUCUUGGCUCCCCAAUCGACGGGUCUCAACGCUCCUCGCCAAAAGAUUCGCGACCGCUAAAAUGACCCCGAAGAGGUCGGUUCAAUCAAAACUACGCAUGCGUAAACAGAACAACGCUUCUGAAGGAGCAUGGAAGACCGCAAUGGUCUGA